GUUGAGUGAUGGUGGGUGGGCGAAGUUUUUAGGUUAGUGAUUAAAAUUUAGGAUUUUACAAUAUAAAUGACAAGCCAACAGCAAAAAUGAAGUUUCAUUAUAAAAUGGAAUCAGUGCUCAUAGCUAUAACUGCCAUAUUUUGUACAAUAUUAUUUUUAAAACUCCUUCACAACUUGCGAUCAGCUUUGCCCUGGCGAGUUAAUUGUUGGUUUUGCAACAUAAACACAUGGGUAAAAUUCCCUGACCGUAAUAGCUGGUUUUGUCCAAAAUGUGAACAGUACAACGGGUUUACGAAGGAUGGUGACUACAACAAGGUGCUCAAUUUACCUGUGGAGGAGGCCUGCAAGACCCCCAAUAUGUUUAAAAAGAGUCCUCCAAGGAAUGGCCUUUGUAAAAUGUGUAAUAUAAACCAGCAACUCAAGGUGACACAGUUGGCUAAUUUUGUUCCUAUGAAUGAGAAGAAUUUUGACGAUGAAAUAGAGUCAUAUAAGUUACAAUUAGAAAAGGCGUACAAGUUGUGCAGUCCGUGUAAAAGAGUGCUACAAUACAAACUGAAUAAGGAAAAAGAAAGCUUUUUAGGUUCUAAGUUAUUAGAAACUAGGACACCUGAAAAAAAACUAGAGAAAAAACAACAAAAUGAUAAUCAAAUCUUAAAUAAUCUCAUAAAUGGUUCUUCCGAGUUAUUAGCAGUGAUUUUAUUUGUUCUAGUUGUGAUUGAUGUUGUAAACAGUAUAAAAAAACACAAAAGUUUACUAACAACAAUGCACUAUGUUAAGAAUAUUAUACUUACGCUAUUUGAGAGGAUAUUUAAUAUAAUCAAAAUGAAGACAUUUAUUACGUUUCCGUACUUAGAAAGUAGCUUAUCUGACAUGGAACAAGUAGAAAGUAUUGACAUGUUACAGUAUUUCCCAAUAGAACAAUUAUAUUAUUUUAACGAUAUGACUCAGAAGAUUUUAAGUUGUUUUGUCUGUUUUAUACAAAUUGUUGGACUUAUUUUGAAAACGAGUAAAUUAAACUAUAGUAUAAUGAUUGACUUGCUUUGGUUAAUGUUUACACUUACAUCUAUAACUCACAAAACUAUGAAGUUGGAUCCCGUUUACAAGAGUUGUUUCAAUUUGCUGAUUAUUUCUGGACUUAUUUUGCUGUACAGAAAAAUGAAAUCAAAUAAUAAGACAUCACUAAAGUUGAAAAUGUCUCCACAAAAAGCAAAGAAACCAGUAAUGGGAACAAUGAACUGCUUCAUGAACGACGAUAGUACUUCUUUGGAUACUGAUGACGAUGUAUCACUUAGUAAUUUCGGUUUAAACAACUUAGCAGAUUCUUCUAACGAAUCUAUCACAUUAAACGCGAGUUUAAACAACGGCAGAUCCUUCAGUCCACGGACAGAAAGUGUCUGGGGCAAAUCGAAACUUAAUUCAACAUUUUGCGUCAACCCCGUAUUAAAUAAAAGCAUGAAUUCCAUUGCUGAUAAUGUAUUCAUAAAGCCAUCAUUCAAUAAAUACCAUAAUCCUGUUAAAAGUGAUUCUGAUGUCGAAUUGGAUGAGAGUAUCAGUUCCUUAUCGAUAGGUCCCAAAAAUGGUAAUACUAAAAACAAUCCCGUUUUCGGUUUACGGAAACUGAAUGCAACUCCGUUUGUGGUUCCAACGCCCAUAGCUCGUUCUCGUCCUCUAAUAUCUCCUAGCAAGUUAGGUUAUAGCACGUCGUGGGUCGCGGGCGGGUACUGGGGCAACGAGGGUCAAAUAUUCAACAUAAACGGCAGUAGAUCUUCCAGUCAAAGUUCCGGUUUCGAGUCUCAAACGUCUAGUAUGAACCAGCGCAAUCUGUUUUCGCAGCCCCCGUCGCGGGAGGAUUCCAUUUGCGGGGAACUGGAUAGACAUCCACUUCCAGAUCGUUUGCAGAACUGCAGUACUAAUUACUUCCAAAACUCUUCCGGUUUCACUCCGAUCGGGCCCGUGUUCCCUCAGAUGCAGUAUAAUAGUCAUGUACAAAUACCUCAGCCGAGAAUGUCGCAGCAGACGUUGAUGUCGCAGAACGUGUUCGCCCGCCGGCCGGGCUGCCCUACUAUGUUCAAAGUGCCCGGCGGGUCGGGACUCAUCAGGUUACCUCAAGAUAACUCAUUCGCGUCGCGUUAAUGUCGAUAUUCGACAUUUUAUGUUUAAGUUGUUUUGUUUUAUCACUACGAUCGACUUUAACUUCAUAAACUGCCAAUAAUUUAAGAAUCUUAUUAAGUUAUCACGUGCAUUAGUAUGUAAGCGGUUCCUAGUUGUAUGUUUGAAGGUAAACUUAGCGGUAAGGUUGCUGAUCUCGUGUUUGCGGCGGCGGAAUGUGAAAGCAUUAAGAAUUAUUGUAUUGUUACAAUUUUUAUAUGGACGUCACUGUCCUCGUCUUGAACAAAAUGUGAUAUGUAAAGACUAAUAUUUUUUUUCUGAAAUGUGAAAAUGAUUCUUGAUGUUAUCAUUAUUUCCUUUUCUUUAUUGGUUUUGUCAUCUUGUAACGGAACGUUUUUGUGAAGCUCCUGCAAUAAAAUUGUGUAAAAAGUAUC
This is a messenger RNA of Papilio polytes (common Mormon), 2542 nucleotides long. RefSeq lists its product as uncharacterized. The record is from RefSeq and is a predicted model, not a curated record. The transcript is spliced from 5 exons. Gene Ontology annotation, cellular component: nuclear membrane. Gene Ontology annotation, molecular function: lamin binding; actin filament binding. The coding region runs from base 87 to 2132 and encodes 681 amino acids. Lineage: Eukaryota; Metazoa; Arthropoda; Insecta; Lepidoptera; Papilionidae. Gene Ontology annotation, biological process: nuclear migration along microtubule.